GCUCAGGAGCCGGGCACCUACACCCUCCGUCAGCUCUCGGCGUCCUUUGGCGCGGUUCAGCUGCUGCUCCCUCACGUGUACCCCAUUGUACAGUAUGAUGUUUACUCCCAGGAGCCUCAGCUGAAGGUGGAGCCUCUGAAUGAGUGCCUUCUAGCCGGAGUUCCACAAAAAUUAAAGUUUACAUUGACAACUGGACAUUAUCGAGUAAAGACGGGAGACACCUUGCAACUGAGUAAUGCGGACACCAUGCCACUCCUCCCAGGGGUGGACACAAGCGCCUCCAUCUACCAGAACAGCCAUGGAGAAGUGUCGGUCAGCACCCUCAGUGUUCAGCGAUCAGAUAAGGUGACCAGCAUCGCCCUCCCUGUGGCCCCUCCAUACCAUGUCAUGGAGUUUGAACUGGACGUGCUCUGUUUGCUUCCUGAGUGUGGACGCCUGAUGAAUGGAGAGAUUCCACACAAAGGGAAGGACAUUCAGAAUUAUCAAAGCGCUUGUGGUGGUGGAAUUCUGGAGCAACGGGUCUCUGUGGACUGUCCGUGGUCCAUUUAUUCCACCAUCAUCAGCCUGACUUUCCGCCUUCCUCUGAAAGCACAACACACGCUCCUGUCCUCGGGCACCAGGAAGUUCAUCCAGGUCUGUGUGGAGAACACGUGUGACCAUAACUUCCAGCUGUCAGACAGCAGCCUGAGCUCAAGCCAAGACCUGCAGCUCCAUCCCCUGCACACGGCGGAGAGUCAGGCUCUCCAGAGUCAGCAGUGCCUGUUCUACGUGUGGGAGGUGACGUGGUGCCAGGGUUUGCCCCCAUCGUUGCCCUGCAGCUUCUCGGUUAGCUUCUUCCCGUUGCCUCUUCCUGAAUCCUGCGCCCAUCUCCAGCCCUUUACCUACUUCUUCCACUUGGAGCACUUUUAUACCCUAUACACUGUACGUGCUGAAAUCUCACCCCCAGCAGAGUCCGAGUUCUGUAAGAUGGGGUCACUCUGCUCACUAGAUGUCUGCAUCACCCGACUGUGUGACCCUGUGGAGACGGACAAAGAGGAGACGCUGACAGACUGCGAGGGCUACACCAGCACUCAGCUCUUCUACCAGGUGGUUGAUGGUGGAAGUAACUGGGCGGUGUGUGGCAGGAGCUCUGGCGUGGUCCUGAUGCCGGUUAAACAUGGGGCAUGCCAUACUGUUCGGAUGGAGGUAAUGCCCCUCUUUGCUGGAUAUCUACCCUACCCCGAUGUGCAGCUGUUCAGAUACCUGCCCCAUCACUCACAUCUGCAGCAGGUGGAUGCCGACAGCUGGAUUGAGAAUGACUCUGUGUCCGUGGAGGAUCCGUGUGAGGCCCCUAGUGGGCGUUCUCAGAGCACCUCGCUGUCUCCAGGACCCCUCGGUGCCACAGCAGAGCAGAAAGGACUUCCAAUGCCGCGAUUACAACCUUUUCACGCCGGACAAGUCAGCAACAACAGUGCAGGGCGGCAAAUCCUGGUUAUUCCAAGUAUGGACGACCAUGUACUGGAGGUCAACGUCACAUGACACAGUGCCUGGCGCAGAAGCCACUAGUGUAUUAUAUAUGUACAGCUGGGUGUGGGGCCUGGACUGAGGCUCCAGAUCACUUUUCAUGAUGCCUGGAUGAAUUGGAAGCUCUGGAUGAUUGAUCAUUGUGCAAUAUUGUGUGUUCCCGCCAGGACGGCAGCAGCGCACUAUACAUAAUGCUGGGUGUGUAUACAGGGAAGGGGACACACUGGGCCCGGCUCCACACAGUCUGGGUAUUGCAUGUUUUACUGCAUCUUCAUCAGCAGUGACUGUCAUGACCUCAGUGUGCGGGGGCCGGAGCGCAGCAUGGAGGAGCAGUCACUACAUUUAUCAGAAUGACCUCCAGGACCUCUGCUCCACCACGAGUCAAGACCAUGGUGUGACCCUCGGUAAGACUUUACUGGACCCGGACACUUCACCACUGGUCAGAACCAAGUCCGCAUUGAUAAACCAUUCCUAAUAUUAUAUUAUUGGUCACAAUGAGGUCUGUGUCUGUUUCUCAUGUAGUAUCAGCCUGCCCUGGUCAUUGGUCAGUAUGAGGUCCGUAUCUCCUGUAGUGUCCUCCUGCCCUGGUCAUUGGUCAGUAUGAGGUCCGUAUUUCAUGUAGACUCCCCAUUCUCUUGUCAUUGGUCAGUAUGAGGUCCGUAUCUCCUGUAGUGUCCUCCUGCUCCCGUCAUUGGUCAGUAUGAGGUCCUUAUCUCAUGUAGUGUCCUCCUGUCAUUGGUCAGGAUGAGGUCCAUAUCUCAUGUAGACUCCUCCUGCUCCUGUCAUGGGUCAGUAUGAGGUCCGUAUCUCAUGUAGUAUCAGCCUGCCUUGGUCAUUGGUCAGUAUGAGGUCAGUAUCUCCUGUAGUGUCCUCCAGAUCCUAUCAGUGGUCAGUAUGAGGUCCGUAUUUCAUGUAGACUCCUCCUGCUCCCUUCAUUGGUCAGUAUGAGGUCCAUAUCUCAUGUGGUGACCUCUCGCUCCCAUUAUUGGUCAGUAUGAGGUCCGUAUCUCCUGUAGUGUCCUCCUGCUCCCGUCAUUGGUCCGUAUCUUAUGUAGACUCCUCCUACUCCAGUGAUUGGUCAGUAUGAGGUCCAUAUCGCCUGUAGUGUCGGCUUUCUCCGAUCAUUGGUCAGGACCAUAUGCUGGAAGCACCGGCCUCGGCACGACACACUACGCUCCCCUCUCUGGAAUCUUCUUUGCUGCUAUAGGGAAGUCUUCUGUCCCUGCCUAUGAUAAAGCCCACGGGUUCAUAGAUGGUGGCGCUGCCAGACAACGCUCGGAUCAGCACGAUGCCUUUGUCUCGUGACUGCUGCAGCCAUCAUGGUGGGCGCUUGUCUUGUAGACCUUCGCAGCUGUAGUACGCCAUUUUAAGGUGACAGCACUAUUUAUUUUUGGUAUAUUAUACCUCUACAAUAAGGUGGAAGCUUGUAUUAAGAGUACCCAGAAAUACAUGUGUUU
Molecule: messenger RNA, 2960 nt
Organism: Hyla sarda
Lineage: Eukaryota; Metazoa; Chordata; Amphibia; Anura; Hylidae
Product: trafficking protein particle complex subunit 10-like
Biological process (GO): intra-Golgi vesicle-mediated transport; early endosome to Golgi transport
Cellular component (GO): TRAPPII protein complex
Molecular function (GO): protein binding
Source: RefSeq, a predicted model, not a curated record